AUGCUUCCAUCGCUGCUACGCUCUUUCUCUCGGCUUGGACGGGCGUGGAGACCCCUUGACUUCUCCAAUACAAACUUCACACGGAUAAACGACAGUCAGAAGAUCGAAGAAGAGACCAUCCCAGAUUACAUUGCUUCACGGUAUUAUCCUACUCGAAUAGGACAAGUCUUUCAGGACCGAUAUCAGGUCGUAGGGAAGCUAGGAUUUGGAGCUAGUUCGACUGCGUGGCUUGCGCGGGACAUGAAUUGUCAUCGUUACGUUACCCUUAAAAUAUUCAUUAACUCCACAUCCUUGGGACAGCAGUUGGAUGACGAGCUCAAGAUGUACCAACGCAUAGAGAGAGCCUCGAAAUUCCACCCAGGUCGCAAUGCUGUCAGAUCGCUACUUGACUCAUUUUACGUUGAUGGUCCCAAAGACAAACAUAGGUGUCUCGUGCAUCCUCCAUUGUGGGAGAGUGUGUUGACAUUUUUGCACCGCAAUCCGAUACGGCAACUACCGAAACCAGUUCUGGCAUUUGUGCUACAGCGCCUGUUCUUGGCGCUAGAUUAUCUGCACACAGAAUGCAAAAUCGUACACGCAGAUAUCAAAGCCGACAACAUCAUGUUCGGAAUCGCUGAUGAUUCAGUCUUCACUGACUUUGAAGAAAGGGAGCUUGAAGCUCCCUCCCCAAGGAAGGAACUAGAUGGAAGAAUAAUAUAUGUGUCCCGGGAACUCAGGAUGCCUAGGGAAUGGGGAGCCCCCGUCUUAUGCGACUUUGGCUCUGCUAUGCCUGGUGGCAUAGAGCAUUUCGAAGACAUCCAGCCUAAUAUCUAUCGAGCCCCGGAGGUGAUUCUGGAAGCCCCAUGGACUUAUAGUGUCGAUAUAUGGAAUGUGGGAUGUAUGAUUUGGGACCUGUUUGAAACCGAAUCGUUGUUCACUGGAUACGACCCAGAAUUUCAGACUUACCGAAGUCGGGCUCAUCUCAGCGAGAUGAUAAGCCUCCUCGGUCCCCCUCCACUCAGUCUGCUUGCCCAAGGGAAGUCAAGCCACAAGUUCUUCUCUAAUGAAGGUGACUUUUGUGUUGAAACCCCAUUCCAACCUCGGAUCCCACUGGAGGAGAGAGAAACUACACUUGAGGGAGAGGACAAAUCAAAGUUUUUGCACCUAAUAAGGAAGAUAUUGCAGUGGGAGCCAGGCAUGCGAAGUUGCGCUAAGGAACUAGCACAGGACGAGUGGAUUUGUCAGAACUUAUGA
Molecule: messenger RNA, 1233 nt
Organism: Penicillium malachiteum
Lineage: Eukaryota; Fungi; Ascomycota; Eurotiomycetes; Eurotiales; Aspergillaceae
Product: putative protein kinase
Exons: 5
Coding region: 1-1233 (410 amino acids)
Biological process (GO): spliceosomal complex assembly; protein phosphorylation; regulation of mRNA processing
Molecular function (GO): protein kinase activity; ATP binding
Source: RefSeq, a predicted model, not a curated record